Pararge aegeria (speckled wood butterfly) is the source of this 1863-nucleotide messenger RNA. RefSeq names its product chromatin accessibility complex 16kD protein (gene Chrac-16). Gene Ontology annotation, cellular component: CHRAC; nucleus. NCBI's taxonomy places the organism in Eukaryota, Metazoa, Arthropoda, Insecta, Lepidoptera, Nymphalidae. The record is from RefSeq and is a predicted model, not a curated record. Bases 174 to 581 code for a protein of 135 amino acids. The transcript has 2 exons. Gene Ontology annotation, molecular function: protein heterodimerization activity.
AUUACAUAUUUAAAUGGGUGCUCUAACCGCUAAGCUAACGAGCCCUCUGGCUUUACACAGAUUAGCCAAUUUGCCCGUUUGACUUUGACAAAUAUUGACAGUUCAUUCGAAAACCGCUGCCAUCUAGCCAUAGACCGGCGCGCCAAUUAAAUUACAAACAUUUUAAAAUUAAAAUGUCGACUCCAAAACCAGAAAAAGAGUUACAUUUACCAUUAUCUAGAGUGAAAACUAUAAUGAAAAGUUCUCCAGAUGUGGAUGCUGUUGGUCCAGAGCCAUUAUACUUGGUUACCAAAGUUACAGAAAUAUUUGUAACAGAUCUAGCUAAAAGAGCCUUCAAGAACACAAAAAGUAAUUUAUUAGAAUACAAACAUAUAGCCGAAAUAGUACAAGAGGAUGACACUUUAGAUUUUCUCAGAGAGAUCAUGCCAAGGAAAAUAACAGUCAGACAGUUUAAAGAAUUGAUGGCAAAAAAAGCGGCAAAGGGAAAUGAGUCUGAUGAGUCCAGCGAGGAAUCUAGCGAAGAAGACAGCAGUGAUGAGAGUUCCAGUAGCACAACCAAUCCAGACUCUCAAAACAGCUAGGAUACAUUUUAAUUAUUUAAUUUUAUAUGUUAUGAAAAAGUUAUGAGGAUGCAAAACAUAUAAUUAAUUUGGAUAUGUAAAAUGAGACUGAGGAGAUUUAUGUAGCUGGCAUAAAUCUGACUCAUUUUAACACAUUUGGCUGAGUAAAGUCAAAAUAUACUCCAUAUGUCUCAGUUUUCUGCUUGCCUGCGGAAUUAAGGAAAUUGCCUAAGGAAUUUGUUUGACUGGCCUUAGGAUAACCCAUAUUUUAGCUUUGCGGUAUUAAAAAAUCCAAUUAAGUAUUACUCAAAAUGAAAACUACGACUAAGCAAGUAGAACCGUGAUCAAAAUUUGUUCAAUCUGUUUAAUUCUGCAAUAUGCAUUUUACAUACAUUUUUCCCUAUGUGGUCAAUAUUAUCUGGCAGGCUAAUAUAAGAGUUUUGAGGGUAACCCCGAUGUGGUCCUCCAGUACUGUAACUUAUGUGACAGUUUCUAACACAUUACAGAUGUGGCCUAUCAGUUUACAAUUUACACAGUCAAAUAAGCAUUUUUUUUAUGGAGGCAGCCAGUUUGCAACUUGUUCGAAAAGAUCCUGUAUUACGCACUUGGAGAAGUACAAUGUACCAUAGCUGAAACCAUUAGCUUUGACUAAGUCUGAACUUGCUCUAAGUUAAAUGUUCUUUUAACCUUUAAUCAAUAAUAUAUUAAGCUUAAUAUAAGUUCUAGCUCACUAAUGUGUCUUGGUUUUAUGACUUUGCUAGCAGAAGAGCUAAUGCGUGUGUAAUGUCUGAAAGCAGUAUAGGGGUUAGAAUAUCUAAUUUAAUGUAAGAACAUUACAUAUUUUAUAACAUGCUUUGCCACAUCUGCUAGUUUUUGUAUGGGACUGUUUUUCUAAGUACAACUUGCUGUAAAUUUGAUUCAGCAAUGUGUCAUGCACAUUAUCUGCUAUAUACUUGGGAUCAACACAUUCUGAUGGUAAUGCUGUACCUACCUGUUUAAAUAAGAUAGUUACAUUUUAUUACCCCAUCAGGUUAUAUGAAACCUAUAUAUAAUGUUAUUUAGAAAAUGUGCAGUUGCUCAAAUUAGUAUUUCAAUAUGUUUUGAUUCAACAAACUGGUUAUUAGUUUGAUUUAAGUGUUUAAUGUUGUAAUCAAUGAAAUGUUACUAUUUUCCUGUACAAUGUUAUUUUGUUGCUAUAAUAGGGACUCCAAACCUCAUGGAGUACUACAGUUCCAAACAUUUUGUGUAUAAAAUGUGUUAGAUAGACAAUGAAUUGAUCAUAAUAUUAAAAAACCUUUUUAAC